CGCGUGCGCACCUUCUCUCCCUGCACUCGGCGCUCCUGUGUCUCUCACCAUGACCACCACACAGACAGGAUGACAUCCAAAUGUGAAUCCGAUCUACCCUCGAACAGUUCAGGAGACGCAAUGCUGGUGUCGAACGCAUCCAAACCCGCGCGUGAUCCUGCGAGUGAAAGCAGCAGGAGCGCGACGUGCGGCUCAGUGUCCAUCGCCUUCCCCAUCACCAUGAUGGUAACGGGGAUGGUGGGCAACUUCCUGGCCAUCCUGUUGGUCUACAGUGCGUACAGACGAAAAGAGAACAGACGGAAACAGUCGUUUUUGCUGUGCAUCGGCUCUCUGGCGCUGACUGAUCUGUUCGGACAGCUUCUUACGAGCCCGAUUGUCAUUUCCGUGUACAGAGCGGAGCUGCAAUGGGAGCGCGUCGACGUGUCCGGGACCCUGUGCCCGUUCUUUGGCGUGUGCAUGACUACUUUCGGCUUGUGCUCGCUGUUCUUUGCGAGCGCAAUGGCUGUGGAAAGGGCUCUAGCCAUCACCGCGCCUCACUGGUACUCCAACAGCAUGAAGACCACCGUCACCAAGCACGUGCUCGUCACCAUUUGGUGCCUUGUGCUGUGCUUCGCCCUGUUGCCCAUCAUUGGUGUCGGGAAGUACACUGUGCAGUGGCCUGGCACGUGGUGCUUCAUCAGCACCGGCGACACCAACGUCAGUGGGAACACGUUUUUCGCCGUGACCUUCGCCGCGCUCGGGAUCUCUUCGCUGCUCGUCACCUUCUCCUGUAACGUGGUGACCAUCCGUGCGCUAGUGGCGCGCUGCAGAGUCAAACCCAGCGCGUCUCAGUGGUCCAAACAGUGGGAGAGGCUGACAACUGAGACGGUCAUCCAGCUCAUGGGCAUCAUGUGUGUGCUGCUCGUCUGCUGGUCUCCUUUACUGAUCCUUAUGUUGAAGAUGAUCUCCAACCACACAUCUUCUCACCACUGCAAACCCUCAUCAAAUCCUCUCCUGCCCAGCCGGGACUUACAGAUGGACUGCAACUUCUUCCUGACUGCCAUUCGCCUGGCCUCGCUCAAUCAGAUCCUGGACCCGUGGGUUUACCUGCUCCUCAGAGAGAUCCUCCUGAGGAAGUUCUGCCAGGUGGCCAACGCUGUGUCCAACUGUUCUCUGGAUGGACAGAAAGAGACUAAGAAAGAAACAGCUCCAGACGCUGCAAAGAAUCCAGGCAAGGAGAAUGACGAGUCUAAGAAACUGUCUUCUCCUGAUCCGAGUGGAAGUGCACAAGCGUGACUGCAUUUAUUUAUGGAAGGCAGACUUUAUAUAAACGUGCGCUCAUGGACCAUGACAGCGGCAUGCGUACAAUUAACCUCAUUCUAAUAGAUGCUGGAGUUUUGUAUUUCAGUGUGAACCCUGAGCAUGAGUGAGUCCGGCAUGCAAACACUUACCGCUUUUAAACAGCUAGAACCGCUCAGCUCUGGCGUUUGUCUAUGCUGCUCAAUUCAUUCUCAUCCUGUGAAGAGAAACACUGUAAGAUCUGGACCGUGUUCUUCGUACGUCACAUAACAAACACACAAUGACAUAUUCCAGACGCGCAAGUUGUUCCAAUCACACGAGAAUGGGAUUUGUGCAGCCAGAUAUCGAGUUAUCUGAGAUAAUCACCGCGCUCCGGCGUUGACCGGAAAGCAGUCGUGGCCCGGAAGGCUUAAAGAUUUUGUUAACACUUUCUAUGAAGGUCAUAUCUAAAAAAAAAUCUAUUAACACAUCCAUGUCAUGUUGUAACGCAUUCAUAAAAGAAAGUUCAUUGCCACAUUGCAGCUUUACAGAAAUCUGGAUGUACAAUGCGGUACGUUUUAUAGCUAACUUCAUCAUGCAUUAUGACAGGUUGACACCAUGCAUUCAGAGCGCUCAAAAGGCUUUAUGUCACCAGAACUACAGAAGCUUAUCCACUCUGUCAGUUUGUAUAGUGCAUUAUGACUUAAGCCCUAUUCGGAUUGGAUUAGUUUUACGUGGGGACGUGGGGGUAAAGUAAUUAUUACCAGAGCUUCUCAGUGAUUUUAGUCCCGUCCGAAUGUGCCAUCUCGGUAAUCAUUACGGACAAUGUCAGUAAAGAUUACGGCGACUUUUACCUUCUGUAGAAAGGUCCGGAAAAAUUACCUCAGGUAAUACUAAUCCCGUCCGAAUAGACCCGCUGUAAAUAUGUACGGUAAAAUUCCUUCAUUUUCUGUUUAAAAGUUUUGCAAGCAUGGAGGCGCCAUGUUGUCUGUUUGCGCACGUGACGACAAGGAGGUUACUGUGGUGCGUAAAGCGAGUUACCCCCUCCCACUUCUGUAGUUUUACUGAGAUGUCUUGUCCCGUGCGAAUUGGCCAAUUUAUAUUACAGACGUCCUGAGGUAAAAUUGCAUUACUCCACGUCCCCACGUAAAACUAAUCCUGUCCGAAUAGGGCUUAAGUCAUUAGGACAUUUUGCAGAAUUUGUGCAGUGUGAGUUUAGUCAUGAUUAAACUGUGAACAAUAAAGGGAAGGAAAUUAUGCUGGUUUUUCAUGUCUUUGUCAUGUUACUUACAAACUACGUGGAAUGUGUUUGGUAUUGGUGAUAUAACGUGUCAUAAAAAUGACUUAACUCGAAUCAAUUUGAGCAACAGACAUUGUCUCAAAGCAGAAAUGCAGAAAUCUUUAGAUAUAAUGGACACUGAUGAUCAGCCAUAACAUUAAAGGCACUGAAAAAAAAACAGUUCUCGAAGUGACUUUGACAAAAGACAAAUUGUGAUGUCUAGAUGACUAAUGCCCCUUUUCCACAGAGGCAGUUUGAGUGCUGGUUCGGAGCCUAAUUUAGAACCAGUUCUUUCUUUUUCGACAGCCAAAGCACCGGCUCUGAACCAGGAAAAGUGGUUCUUAAGUAGCACCAAAACGUUUCUGGUCUAGACUUAAGAACCGCUUGUGUCCGG
Molecule: messenger RNA, 2930 nt
Organism: Tachysurus vachellii
Lineage: Eukaryota; Metazoa; Chordata; Actinopteri; Siluriformes; Bagridae
Gene: ptger3
Product: prostaglandin E receptor 3 (subtype EP3)
Exons: 2
Coding region: 70-1275 (401 amino acids)
Biological process (GO): inflammatory response; positive regulation of cytosolic calcium ion concentration; adenylate cyclase-activating G protein-coupled receptor signaling pathway
Cellular component (GO): plasma membrane
Molecular function (GO): prostaglandin E receptor activity
Source: RefSeq, a predicted model, not a curated record